Ixodes scapularis (black-legged tick) is the source of this 1582-nucleotide messenger RNA. RefSeq lists its product as uncharacterized. The transcript has a single exon. Lineage: Eukaryota; Metazoa; Arthropoda; Arachnida; Ixodida; Ixodidae. Bases 530 to 1582 code for a protein of 350 amino acids. The record is from RefSeq and is a predicted model, not a curated record.
CACACUACGGUCUAAGCAAGAAACCACCGUCUUUCCCCUCUCGUAGCGGUGGACGAGCGCAAGAGGAGCUACAAGGUGCACGCUCGCAACACCGUCCAUAAGCUGGCGCACGAGACUCGCGACCGGAUAUUUGUGUGCAGCACGGCCACCCCGUUUUUUACAAAAUUCGAAGGCGAGCUGCUCCAGUGGGUCACCACCUUCGACCAGGGCAUAAAGACGGUCGAGGACGCCGAGAGAUACUUUAGCAUUCGGAUGGUCGUUCCGAAGCAAGUUUCUCAAAAAGAUUUACAAGACGUCUCUCCACGUGGUCAGGGACGACGGGAGUUACACCGUGCCCAACGUGGUGGACGUGCGCUACCCUCUGAGCGAAGACGACUUCCCCGCAAUCGGCUGCGACUGCAAACGGGAGACCUGCGACGACAUUCACUGCGUCGUCAAGCGAGUCUUUGACGAGAUUGUGAAGCGUCCCAAGGACAAGCACUUUGUCGUUUCGUACCGCUACGACAUUAGAGAAAACAUUUUGACCAUCAUGAACAACGGCAAGCACGAGAGCAAAACGACGGCCCGAAAGUUUGUCUGGAAAAACAUGACCAUCAUAUUCGUCGUGCCAGGGGACCCCGCCUGGUACCUGACGAAGCUACGCGACAUGUACAACAACUUUACCUCCUCGGUGAUCAUGGUGACCAAUUUCUUUUUCUGCGAAGGCCACACGCUCAAGAACGUCAAGCACAUGCACAUCAUCGGUGGAUUCCCCACCUACGAGUGUGCGACCAUGUUUCAGGCGCUGGGCCGCGUCUCGAGACUCGGCUCGCACAGCAACGUGGACUCGGCCGUGGUCAAGGUGUACAUGUACAACGGCCAGCACUAUGCCACGAGACGCGGCAAGGCCGUCGACAGGGAGAACGUGAUUCGGAGAGCCAUGGUCAGAAUGAUUCGAGACACCCCCCUUUCUCCGGCCACCGCAGACGGUAGACUCUCGAACCUGCUGGCGCUGUACGCGACCAACAACGACGACAACCGCAAGAGCGAGCCUUCCGCAGACGAGAGCGAGAUCGACAAACUCUUGGCCGCCACAUCGCGCUUUGCGUCGUCAAAGUACUCGUACAACAUUACCGGAAUAGGCAUGUGCCUCAUUGACGACUCCAUCAACAGGUACAAGAUUGUCCAGAAGCAAGCCAUGCGGCAAUAUUUAUUCGACAAGCGAGUAAAGACGACCAAGAACAUACGAAUCGUCAAGGACUUUAUGCGAUCCACCUCCUUCGGUCCGGGCGAGAUUUUUCUAUCGGUACUGGACGUGACCUUGACGGGCGACGCGCUCGUCGAUAACAUCAGACGUCACGUUGUAAACAGGUACGUCAUCUCGAACAAGAUUGAUAACUUGCCGCAUUACGCAACGUCCUACAAGAAGCUCAUAAAAGGCGCAAAGCUGGCAAACAUGACCAUAACCGCUCUGCGGAAGGUGCUACAGCAGGCCGGACUCGGGUCCGACUUCACCCACCGCCACGAGGCCAUCCUGGCGUUGUACGAGUGGGGGCGCGCAAGUAACAGGAUCAUUGUCCUGACCCCAGUUAUGACGCGAUGA